AUGUCUCAGCUUUUAGGUACCCUAACGCUUUGCCAUGAUAAAGAUCCUUCUUUUCUCCAUUUAUUACCUUGGAUCGCAUUAUACUGCAAACCAACAGCGAAAACUAACAUGCAAAUACUAGCAUUCGACUGUUUGGCGCAGUUAACACGUAUUUAUGGCAUUGAAUGCGUUCAUAAUUUUAAUGAUCUCGCAUUAGGUUUUUCAAUUGAGUAUUCUUUCUUAGAUUCCAACAGACAACUCAUUGAAGCAUCAUAUAAUUUUAUUAUACAAGCUUUUAUGACUCUAAAUACAGGAAAACCUCAAGAUAAAAUCAAAAUCAUCGCAAAACUCAUUCAAUUACCUAAAAAAUCACUCUUUAAGUACUUCACAUUAGCCGACAUCAAUAUCCAGCGUCAUUUAUUGAAAACAAUGAUAACUUUCCUUAAUAAUUUUAUUGGUUCUUCAUAUUUCGAAGUUACACAGCAAGUAGUCAAUCUUUUUACAGCGGAAGAUGAAGUAGUACGUGAAUUAGCCAUCAAAGUAUAUGAUACAAUCAUGAAAUUCCUUUCCGUGAACGAAAAAUUGAUUUUAACUACGAAAAACUUGACUUUACAAUUGUAUUCGUGUCGUGAUUAUGAUCUAUUCGCAACGAUACUUAUGAGAUUGAUGAAUUUGUUCAAAUGCAAAGAGCUAUUUGAAGAAUUUCAAAAAAUGGAAGUUAAUUUUCCGAAAAUUUUAUAUAAUUUGGACAAUUCACUAAAUCCUGACAGAUCUCCAUUGAAAGUAAUGGUCGAAUUCAUCAAAAAUAUUGCAGAAAUCGAUAAAUCUGAAUCUAAAAAAAUCCUUUCAAAUACUUUCUCAAAAUUGGUAUUACAUCCUGCAAUUCUAUCGUCUAUCGUUGAAAAUUUACACGAUUUCCUUACAAUUGACUUCAUUUCACAAUAUUUGGAUUAUUUUAUCAAAUUACUUCAUAAAAGAGAGUCCAUGGACACAAUUAUACAAAUAAUGUCGAACUACAAACGUGAUCUGAUACCUCCUGACCUCAUAUCUGCUCUUAAUUCCGAAAAUGAGAAAAAUGAAAAUAAGAAAUACACAAAAUUUGCAGAACUCAAUGGAAUUCUCACUAAAGUAACACAUAUAGAAACAAUUGCUACCAUGGAAACCUUCUCCAGCCUCAUAGAAAACCUAAAUCCAUAUGAAUAUCUUGUUUCAGGGAAUUGUGAGACCAUUACUAAGUUCAUUAACUCACAGACAUCAUCAUUACCUGAUCUGACUGCUCAGAGAAUCAUAGAAUCGUGUUUUCAAGCGAUAAAAUACCUUGAUUUGCCAAAACCAGUUGAUCCUGUUCCAGGAAAGGACAUAAGGACACUCCUCAACUCAAUGAUGCAGAUAAAUGUGGAAUUUGAAGGAAAAACCUUCAGUUUCAAAGGAUUUUCUGAUGGAUUUUUCACAGAACUCGAAGGAUUCAUUAAUAUCACCGAGAAAGAAGUUAAUCCAAAUGAAAUAGCUCAGAUAUUACGGCGCCAUCAAGAAGGAUUCCCAAAUAAUAUUCAUAUCAACGAUGAAAACCUUAAACAUAGCCUGUACACGUAUCUAAUGCUUUCCCAACAGAUACUGAAGCAUCCCAAGUCACAGUUCUACAACUUUUCCAUUGGAAAACAGAUAUUAACCUCUCAAAAUUCGAUUCUGAGGGCUGUAAUAUCUUCUCUCCCACAGCCACGUAAUUUUCAGAAGACUGUGGCCACAGUGAAGUUGAUUCCAAUUCAAAAUUUUGACAAUACGAUCGAACAACCAACGAAAUACUACCAAUGCUCGCUGAUUGAGGGUCUAAUCAACCUCCUUGAUGCUGUAUAUGCGAAGAAUCCGCAAUGCGAGUUCGUAAAUAGCGGGUUCAACGUAUUAGUUAAAAAUUUGAUAAAACUUUCUCCUUCAGGAGCCGUUACAUGGUGCAGCUAUCCAGUCUGGCUUGUCAAGAAUCGUCCAUACCUCUUUAAUUUGGACAUUCGUCAUCUUUCUGCCUAUUUAUUGUAUUCAAUGCUUCCUUUGUCGGCUUGCGCCUUUGCAACCCACUUCAGAACGCCUAUUCCGAAGAUUAGAUGCGCUACACCUAGGGUAGAUAUCAAAAGAAGCGCUAUUUUGUCAGAUGGCCUGAAUGUAAUCAACUUUUUGAGGUCCCAGAACAUUUGUCCGAACUAUUACUUGGACGGAUCACCAUCUUCUGUCAAUGAGUUCCUCUGGAAUUACUCCAGAGAGUUCUUUAACGUUAAAUUAGCAGAACAUCAAAUUAUUGAAGUAGAUGGUUACAUAUUACCUCAACCAACUGCACCAGAUAGCUUCUAUCUUCACUUCGGAAUCCUCCUUGGCAAGGCAGUUUCUUCUUUGUCUUGUUUGGCCCGACCAAUUCACCCAGAUUUCUUUGCACUGCUCAAGAAUAAGCUAAAUACAGACAAAGAAAACAUUGUUACGCAAACUUUGACUAACGAUAAGAUGCCAGCCAAAAUGAAAUUAUUUUCUGAAAGUUUCGGAAGAGUUAUCUCUAUUUUCGUACUUGAUAUUUUCUCUCCUAAGGAAAUAACUGAUAUGCUUCACGGAAAAGUCGAAUCUUUCGACGCAGAUCAAGAUUUGAAAACAUUUAAUUUUUAUAUCCAAGAUAAGAAUGAUAUUCCCGCUUUUUGCUCCUCCUACAAAUCAUUCGAAAUCAAAGAACGUGAGAAGUUCCUCACUAAAAUCGUCGGAGCUCCUCAAAUUCCGUUUGGAAACAUGUCUUUCCUUUAUCCGCCAAUCAGUAUCAAAAUUGGGAUAUAUAAUGCGAUCAACUUGAGAGGAAGAGUGAUGCAGAUUGUCACAGGUUCGACUCCUGAUAUUUUAUCUACAUUUUUAAAGAAUUUGUAUUAA
This is a messenger RNA of Trichomonas vaginalis G3, 2874 nucleotides long. Its product is annotated as Hect, E3 ligase catalytic domain family. Bases 1 to 2874 code for a protein of 957 amino acids. The record is from RefSeq and is a predicted model, not a curated record. Gene Ontology annotation, molecular function: ubiquitin protein ligase activity. Gene Ontology annotation, biological process: proteasome-mediated ubiquitin-dependent protein catabolic process; protein polyubiquitination. NCBI's taxonomy places the organism in Eukaryota, Parabasalia, Trichomonadida, Trichomonadidae. The transcript has a single exon.